Talpa occidentalis (Iberian mole) is the source of this 3142-nucleotide messenger RNA. It is a transcript of the gene CEBPD, whose product is annotated as CCAAT enhancer binding protein delta. Gene Ontology annotation, molecular function: RNA polymerase II cis-regulatory region sequence-specific DNA binding; DNA-binding transcription factor activity, RNA polymerase II-specific. NCBI's taxonomy places the organism in Eukaryota, Metazoa, Chordata, Mammalia, Eulipotyphla, Talpidae. The record is from RefSeq and is a predicted model, not a curated record. Gene Ontology annotation, biological process: regulation of transcription by RNA polymerase II; regulation of cell differentiation; DNA-templated transcription. The transcript has a single exon. Bases 43 to 846 code for a protein of 267 amino acids.
GGGGCCGGCGGCGCGGGGACGAGAGCCCGGCCCGACGUCGCCAUGAGCGCCGCGCUCUUCAGCCUGGACGGCCCGACGCGCGGCGCGCCCUGGACGGCGGAGCCGGCCCACUUCUACGAGCCGGGCCGCGCGGGCAAGGCCGGCCGCGGGGCAGAGCCGGGCGCCGCCGGCCCCGCCAUGUACGACGACGAGAGCGCCAUCGACUUCAGCGCCUACAUCGACUCCAUGGCCGCCGUGCCCACGCUGGAGCUGUGCCACGACGAGCUCUUCGCCGACCUCUUCAACAGCAACCACAAGGCGGGCGCGGCGGGCGCCGGCGCGGGCUCCCCGGAGCUGCUGCCGGGCGGCCUCGCGCGCCCUCCGGGGCCGGGCCCCGCCGCCCCGCGCCCGCUCAAGCGCGAGCCCGACUGGAGCGACGGCGACGCGCCCGGCUCGCUGCUGCCCGCGCAGGUGGCCGCGUGCGCGCAGACCGUGGUGAGCCUGGCGGCCGCCGCGCAGCCCACGCCGCCCGCGUCGCCGGAGCCCCCUCGCGGCAGCCCGGGACCCGGCCCCGCGCCCGGCCCCGCGCGGGAGAAGGGCGCCGGCAAGAGGGGCCCGGACCGCGGCAGCCCCGAGUACCGGCAGCGGCGGGAGCGCAACAACAUCGCGGUGCGCAAGAGCCGCGACAAGGCCAAGCGGCGCAACCAGGAGAUGCAGCAGAAGCUGGUGGAGCUGUCGGCCGAGAACGAGAAGCUGCACCAGCGCGUGGAGCAGCUCACGCGGGACCUCGCCGGCCUCCGGCAGUUCUUCAAGCAGCUGCCCAGCCCGCCCUUCCUGCCCGCCGCCGGGGCGCCCGACUGCCGGUAACGCGCAGCCCGUGAGACUCGAACGACCAAUACCUCAGCCCCGACGGCCAGGAGCCGAGCGCCCCGCUGGAGGCCGGAGACCGCGCCCCGCGGCCGCGGCUCCUCUGGGACGGGUGAGAGCAGGGAGAACACCGCUUGGACUCGCCGCCCCUGAACGUCGAGAGAACUCAGAUGUGUUUAUUUUCCCUUAAAUUAUUUUUAUAAUGGUAGCUUUUUCUACAUCUUACUCCUGUUGAUGCAGCUAAGGUACAUUUGUAAAAGGAAAAUGACUUUCAGAACAAUCCUUUGUAUUGUAGAUAAGAGGAAAAGACUGAGCAUGCUCACUUUUUUAUAUUAAUUUUUACAGUAUUUGUAAGAAUAAAGAAGCAUUUAAAACCACCCACCCCGAUUCCUGUAUUGACAGUGACCUCGCAAGCCGGUGGCCCCAAGGGGAAGGGUCCAGUCCAGCAUCACGGCGGGUACAGCGUGGCACCGGGGAGCUGCUGGACCCAGGCGUGUUUUUCCAAGGGGAAACCAAGUUCUUAGAAGAGAGGGUCUGCUUUGUUUUGAAACAUGCCAAAGUCUACCUCCUAAUGUUGUUACUUGCCUGAGAUGGGUGAAGCAUGACUAAGCUGAUGUUCAGCUGGGCAGCUUUCCUUUGGAAGGUGCCAGACGAGGGGCUGGCGGACCGCCCCUGCAGCUGACUUGAGGGCCCUCUAGAGAACAGCCCAAGAACCCCCUAACUUUUGUUGGCUGCAGGAGGAGGUAGAGGGUAGAGGGCAGGGUUAUCCGAACAGUUUGUUUGAAUCAUCUCUAGCUUUCAUGGGACUUUGCUUUCACUUUCCUCAGGCGUAGGAAUUCUUCGCGUGGAUUUUCAAAAUGUGCACAAAUACAACAAAAGAUAUAGUAGACAAAAAGGACAGUUAAAAAGCUCCUGAAAAUGAGCCACCUUGCCAGUAAUUGUACUAUUGCAAAGCUUAAUAUGGACAAAUAAAACUUCUGCCUUUCCCCCAAUAAAAGUGGGUACGAAGCACCUUCCCUUGGUCUGGCUACUAAGUCUGUAUUAUGUAAAUAAUUAACCGUGGCCUGUCAUGAUUAUAUUGUUGUAAGGAAGGAAACACAAAAUCUCUAGUGUCCAAAGAUAAUUAAUUCAUGGUUUUAGUUGCAAUUUAAUCUCUGCCAACAGAGCAAACAAUAACCAGUCACCCCUCCUGAGUCUGUAAUCUUGGUUCUCUGCACAGUACCCAGCCUGUUUACAUAGGCCUUGCUAGAGGGAACUCUAUCUCCGUAUAGUAUAACUAAUCACGCGGGUUAACUUAUCUACAUUUUAUGGGUAACAGUUUUACCUUUGACAUAAUUCCCCAGAACAUUUUCCCAAAAACACCGAACUGCAAAGCAAAGCACUUAGAUGGACAUUUAUUGUAGCAGAACAGUAACAUCACAAAAUAGGAUAAAGGUUUAAGCUUUGGGGAGAAAGUUAAAAACAUACUAUAAGAAAAACAUGUUAAAUCAUGGCAAAAUUUUAAACACUUUACAAUCAAGAUUUCUUUCUGCUAUAUUAAUCUUGUUGUUUAAAAUAAAUACAAUAUGAAGGGACUUCAAGCUUAUUUAGGCUUUAAUACCGUGUUCCUAAAGUUGCAGAAAGAAUAAAAAAUACAGAACCUAGAAAAAGGUAUUUUGAUUUAUAGUUUACAAAGCCCUGUUACUAACAUUUGCCCCAGAAAAAUCUAAGUUCCAUUUCAAGAUCAUAAACUACAUUCACUCUGCUAUAGUUAACAAAUAACUACCCCAAAGGGUACACCACCACCACCACCCCAGCAGCCACGUCACAGAGUCCCUACGGCAAUGGGCGGUGUUCCACACAGGCUCUUCCUGCUCUCAGAAGCUCGAUUUCCUCCAGUCCAGCACAGCUAGCAGGGUGGGUAGUUAUGGACUGGACAAAACAAUUUAAGAACUCCACCUCUGUUCCGAGGAUACUCUUUACUUCAUAAGUCUGCAGUGAUAAAAGACAUGCUGGUUAAAGCAAAUAGAGUUAGCUCUGGACAUUCUGUUUCCAACACACAGAACAGAGAGGGCCCAUUCUCCAAGUCUGCCACCUUCUACCCUUCAAAUGGUGCAGACAACAUUGGUAAAGGAGGAGGAAAGUGAAGGGCUGCUCUAAAAGCCUAUUUCUCAUGGCAAAUGAAGGAACCACUUUUUUCCUGAUAACUGAAUUAUGUUCCCAUGCAAGGAACAUUUAAACAUUUAAGUUGAUAUUUAUUAGUGGAUGCAACAAUAAGCAGCUCCCAGCUGACAGCCUGAGAAGAACAACUUGGAGA